This is a messenger RNA of Solanum stenotomum, 564 nucleotides long. RefSeq lists its product as uncharacterized. The record is from RefSeq and is a predicted model, not a curated record. NCBI's taxonomy places the organism in Eukaryota, Viridiplantae, Streptophyta, Magnoliopsida, Solanales, Solanaceae. Bases 1 to 564 code for a protein of 187 amino acids. The transcript has 3 exons.
AUGUAUGCAGCCUGGGAAACAGGUUCAGAGAUGUAUGAAGAAGACGCUGAUGACAUUGCUCUGAUAGCCAUAGAAGAAUCAGAACCUGAACCUGACUCAAACUUUGAAGAAAAAGAGGAACUAGUUAAAACCAAGAAUCAGAUAUUUGCUUCCCUAACUAGUUUAAAAUUUGAGUAUAUAGAUCUUGAAAAACUCAAUGCUGAACUAAAAGAGAAAAAUAAGCUUUUAUCACAGAAAGUUAAGCAAUUAGAGUCUUGUAACAUGUCCAAUAAAACUGAAAUUCUAAAACUUACAGAAACAGGAAAAGUGAGAGAAAGCAAGCAACAUUGGUACAUGGACAGUGCUUGUUCGAGACACAUGACUGGAGAUACAUCACAAUUUCUCCCACUCAAAGAAGGAAGAGGUGGAAUAGUAGCUUUUGAUGGAGGGAAAAAGGGUCAGAUUAAAGGCAUCGGAAAGAUAGGCAGAUCAGAUGAACACUCAAUUGACAAAGUAUAUCAUGCCGAAGGUUUGAAACACAACUUGCUAAAUAUAUCUCAACUUGUGAUAAAGGAAACGAGGUAA